This is a messenger RNA of Artibeus jamaicensis (Jamaican fruit-eating bat), 2199 nucleotides long. RefSeq names its product solute carrier family 15 member 1 (gene SLC15A1). Gene Ontology annotation, biological process: transmembrane transport; oligopeptide transport. Gene Ontology annotation, cellular component: membrane. Lineage: Eukaryota; Metazoa; Chordata; Mammalia; Chiroptera; Phyllostomidae. Gene Ontology annotation, molecular function: dipeptide transmembrane transporter activity. The transcript is spliced from 23 exons. The record is from RefSeq and is a predicted model, not a curated record. The coding region runs from base 1 to 2199 and encodes 732 amino acids.
AUGACCAGAAUCAGGAAGUAUGGCCCCACCAGAGGAGCGAGUGGAGGCCUGAAAGACCACAUGGGCCAAGAACGGAGUUCCUCAGGAAUGUCCAAACCACAGAGUUGCUUUGGGUAUCCCCUGAGCAUCUUCUUCAUCGUGAUCAAUGAGUUCUGUGAAAGAUUUUCCUACUAUGGCAUGAGAGCGCUCCUGAUUUUGUACUUCACACAGUUCAUUGGUUGGGAUGACAAUCUAUCCACUGCAGUCUACCACUCGUUUGUUGCUCUGUGCUACCUGACACCAGUUCUCGGUGCUCUCAUUGCUGACUCCUGGCUCGGAAAGUUCAAGACAAUUGUGUCACUAUCCAUUGUCUACGCAAUUGGACAGGCAGUCACCUCGGUAAGCUCCAUUAAUGACCUCUCAGACUUCGACCACGAUGGAACCCCUAACAACAUUGCUGUACAUGUGGCAUUGUCCAUGACUGGCCUGGCACUGAUAGCUCUUGGUACUGGAGGAAUCAAGCCCUGUGUGUCUGCAUUUGGUGGAGAUCAGUUUGAAGAGGGCCAGGAAAAACAAAGAAACCGAUUUUUUUCCAUAUUUUAUUUGGCCAUUAAUGCUGGAAGUUUGCUUUCUACUAUCAUCACUCCCAUUCUCAGAGUUCAAGAAUGUGGAAUUCACAGUAAGCAAGCUUGUUACCCAUUGGCAUUUGGGGUUCCUGCUGCUCUCAUGGCUGUUGCUCUGAUUGUAUUUGUCCUUGGCAGUAGAAUGUACAAGAAGUUCCAGCCCCAGGGUAACAUCAUGGGGAAAGUAGUCAAAUGCAUUGGUUUUGCCAUCAAAAAUAAGUUUAGGCACCGGAGUAAGGAAUUUCCCAAAAGGGAGCACUGGCUAGACUGGGCCAAAGAGAAGUAUGAUGAGCGGCUUAUCUCUCAAACUAAGAUGGUUACAAGGGUGAUGUUCCUGUAUAUUCCACUCCCCAUGUUCUGGGCCUUGUUUGAUCAGCAGGGCUCAAGGUGGACACUUCAAGCAACAACUAUGAAUGGGAAAAUUGGAAGUAUUGAAAUUCAGCCAGAUCAGAUGCAGACUGUCAAUGCCAUCUUGAUCAUCAUCAUGGUCCCCAUCAUAGAUGCUGUGGUGUAUCCUCUGAUUGCAAAAUGUGGUUUCAACUUCACCUCCUUGAAGAAGAUGACAGUGGGAAUGUUCCUGGCUUCCAUGGCUUUUGUGGCAGCUGCAGUUGUGCAGGUGGAAAUUGAUAAAACUCUUCCAGUCUUCCCCAAAGGAAACGAAGUCCAAAUUAAAGUAUUGAAUAUAGGAAAUGAUAAUAUGACUAUAUAUUUUCCUGAAGAGACAGUGCACCUUGUCCAAAUGUCUCAGACUAAUAUAUUUAGGACUUUUGAUGUGGACAAACUGACAAGUAUAAAAAUUUCUUCUGCUGGAUCAGCAGUUACUCCAGUAACUCAUAACUUUGAGGUGGGCCAUCGUUAUACCCUUCUAGUGUGGAACCCCAACCAUUACCAAGUGGUAAAGGAUGGCCUUAACCAGAAGCCAGAAAAAGGACAAAAUGGAAUCAGAUUUGUAAAUGCUUUCGGUGAGAGCUUCAAUGCCACAGUGGAUGGGAAAGUAUAUGAACAUGUCACCAGCCACAAUGCCAGCAUAUAUCAGUUUUUUUCUUCUGGCAUAAAAAACAUCACACUAAGCUUCUCAGGGAUUCCAAGUAACUGCAGCAAUACUUUUACAACCAACCUUGGUUUUGGUAGUGCAUAUACCUAUGUAAUCAUCAAGAAGGGUGAUGGCUGCCCUGAACUGAAAGAAUUUGAAGAUAUUUCACCCAAUUCAGUUAGCAUGGCCCUGCAAAUCCCACAGUAUUUCCUCAUCACUUGUGGGGAGGUGGUUUUCUCUGUCACAGGAUUGGAGUUCUCAUAUUCUCAGGCUCCUUCCAACAUGAAGUCAGUUCUUCAAGCAGGAUGGCUGUUGACAGUGGCAGUUGGCAACAUCAUUGUGCUGAUUGUGGCAGGAGCAGGCCAGUUCAGUGAACAGUGGGCCGAGUACAUUCUGUUUGCUUCAUUGCUUCUGGUUGUCUGCAUAAUCUUUGCCAUCAUGACUCGAUUCUACACUUACAUCAAUCCAGCAGAGAUUGAAGCUCAGUUUGAUGAGGAUGAAAAGAAAAAGAAGCCAGAAAACCUAUAUAGCACAUUGGAUCCCAUCUCACAGACACAGAUGUGA